AACAGGGCCGGAUACCAGUCUAAUAAGGUAAUAUCAAAAAGCAACAUGGCGUCCGCGGAUGAGAAUGAAACGCUGGAAACGUUGCUCAACAAGGCAACCAGUCCUAUGAACAGAGAUGAGGAUUGGGAGUACAUCAUGAACUUCUGCGACAGAGUCAACAUAGAACUUGAAGGACCGGAGAUAUCGUGUCGACUUCUUGGUCACAAGAUGCAGUCACCUCAAGAGAGGGAAGCUCUACAGGCGUUGACUGUUGUGGAAGCGUGUGUGAAAAACUGUGGAGAGUCCUUCCAUCGGCAAGUGGGGAAAUUCCGCUUCCUGAAUGAGAUGAUCAAAUUAAUAUCGCCAAAGUAUCUUGGCACAAAGUCACCUGAGUCUGUCAAGAAAAAGGUGAUCGAGAUGCUGUAUAGCUGGCAGGCCGGCUUACCCCAGGAACCCAAGAUCAUUGAGGCUUACCAGAUGUUGAAAAAACAAGGCCUUGUCAAGGAGGACCCGGUGUACAUGGAUAAGGCAUACUUCCCGUCUCCAGCCCCAAGACCCAAGAAUGCCGCAUUUGAGGAUGAAGAAAAGUCCAAGCUUCUCGCAAGACUGCUCAAGAGCAAGCACCCGGAGGACCUGCAGGCAGCCAACCGCCUCAUCAAGAACAUGGUCAAGGAGGACGAGAAGAAGACGGAGAAAGUCUCGCGCCGGAUGAACGAGCUUGAGAGUUGCAAUAACAAUGUCAAGCUGCUGACGGAGAUGAUGGAACACUUCCAGCCAGGGGUGACCAGUGAACAGGAGAUGGAACUCAUGAAGGAGCUUUACAUUGCCUGUGAGAAGAUGCGACCUAACCUGUUUCGGUUAGCCAGUGACUCUGAGGAAAAGGAUGAUGGAAUAGCUGAUGUAUUACAGACCAACGAUGCGGUUGUCAAGGUGAUGGAGACGUACAAGGACAAGAUCGGCUUGGCCAGUCUAGAGCAGCCAUCCUCCCCUGGACUCCUGAACAACGCUCCCUUGGCGCCUCCCGCCCAGACGCAGCAAGAAGACUCAUUGCUUGACCUGAGCGGGCUGGACCCAGCACCCGCGGCCGUCAAUAACCCCAGCGAUGGGCUGCCAUCGUUCCCCCCAUACACCCCACCGUCGUCCCCACUAGGGGCCCCAGGCGUCACCUCAACAACUCAGCCAUCCAGCACGCAGCUUCUUCAUGAUCAACUCUCAUCACUUGGUAUUGCUAACAGCACCGCAGCUCAGCAGAUUCCUCCGGCUACCCAAGGCUUCACGAGGACCUCGGUGACCCAGAAGACGAGCCCCACUGUGCUGGAGAGCAUGAUGGGCCCAAUCCCAUCCUCAAACUUGCCCAACUACAGCAUCCCACAACAGCAAGCAAGUUCCUCAGUCUUUGAUUAUCAACAACCGACGAACCCCCUGCGGCCAAGAAUGGGUGCUCCCGUCAUGGCCAGGCCCACGGCGUCCGGUGCAGCGGGCGUGAUGGUCCGUCCCUCUCAGCAGAUGGGGUCCAUGGGCGCUACCAUUCAACCGGUGGGGAUGAGCCCUAAUGUCAACCAAGCUGGAGCCCGACUGCCUCAGUACAGCAGGACCCCCAGCGGGGGCGGGGCCGCACCGCCUCAAGGCGGGGGAGGUGCCCAUUCACCGUUUGCCGAUUUGGAGUCUCUCGGAAAGAGCAUGGUGAAACAGCAGAUGAAUGGAGUCAAGCAGCCAGUCAGCACGCAGCAACCAAUUGCGGCUCCCCAACCAACAACACAGCAGCAACCGCCAGUGUCACAGCCAACAAGCCAGACCCUACCCAACCAACAAUUGCUGACGACCAUGCAAUCAGCAUCGCAACCAGUGACGCAACCCCCUGCACAACAGCCCGUGCAACCCCUGCUCCCCACAGCACCAGGACUGACACAACCUGCCACACAAGGGACGACACAACCCACAGCACAGGGGACGGUGCCACCGGUUGUGGCCAGCCCUUCCCCCGCUACGGUUCUCUCGCUGGCUGAUGUCUUUGUUCCACUGGAAACAGUACAGCCUGGCACUGUUGCUCCAAUUACCGCGUACGAGAAAAACCUUAUAAAAACUGUGUUCCAUUUUGCAAAGAAUGCUCCUAGGCCUGACAUUACGGUCCUGGUUGUCUCGACAAUGAGCACAAAUCCGUCAGCCGUAAAAAGCGUUGUAUUCCAGGCAGCAGUACCAAAGACGAUGAGAGUCAAACUUCAGCCGCCAUCGGCCACAGACCUGCCUGCCUUUAAUCCCAUUCUCCCCCCGUCCGCCAUCACCCAAGUCAUGCUUAUAGCCAAUCCGCAGAAGGAGAAAGUUCGUCUCAAGUUCAAGAUGCAGUACACAGUCAACGACCAAGUGACAACGGACGUGGGUGAGGUCGAUAAAUUCCCGGUUUAACAGUUUCUUUGGGAUCUUUACAUUAAAUGUGUAAAACUAGACCAUUAUCCUGAAAAUGUUAUUUUUGUUUUUAACUGGAACAAGAGAUGAAUCAUUCGAAUACGAGGUUUUUUUUUUUUUUACUUUUUUGGAAUGGAAGGGUUAAAUUAAAAUCAGAUAUAAUCACAAAAAAAGGAGGCCGACCGUACUUGAGAGGUUCUGUCUGUACAUGUAUAACAGAAUUUUUCUAGACCGUUUUUAUUCACAUUAGGAUGCCUUGAUUAUGUACAUAGUUACAUCAAAUAGUUGACCGGAACAUACAACACAGGCUGUUGCUGCUACGGACCCUGUACAGGAAUCUGUAUAUAUGCUACUGUAUGGCCUACUCAUUGGAGCAUGUAACAGCAUGUAAAGCGUCCCUGACUAACUCUUAAAGGUGUAAUAUAUAGCAUUUUUUCAAAAACUGCCCUCAGUUUACCAAUUUAGUUAGUCUAGAUAUUGUUUGCAAGCAGUUUCAUGUCCCUGAAUGGGUGAAAGCCAACUAGUCUUGUUCCCUGACCUUACAAUAUCCCUGUCGUCUGUAAAUUUUGUCUGAAGUAGGGUCAGGAAACCAGACUACAAGAACAGCAUAUUUGUUUCUUGGUUUUUCCAGCAUCUAUGAACACAAAAUUACACAAGUCAGUGCAACAAUAUUUACUAUAAAAUACUAACCCCCAAAUUCACCCAUUUGCGAAAAUUAGAGCAACAUCAAAUAUUGUAUAAUACCUAAUAAGGAAUGGCUGACACGUGCACUGUUUUGCCCUGAAUUACACAGAUACAGCUAGCUGCGUUAUAUUGUAUUUAAUAGUUCUAUUACAGAAAUAUUGAGAAUAUAAAUAUUCUACAAAUGUACUAUGAAUAAUAACAUUAACAUAAUAUGCUGUACGAUAUUAAAAUUGUUAUUUUGUUUUGUUUCUGCUUUUGUUUUGGCUUUUUUUUUUUUACUUAUAAAGUUAGGUCCAGCCAGUCGUAAAUGAAUUUCUUUAAAAGGAAGGUUAAGCUGGAACGUUUUGUUCACGAUUAUUAUAAAAGAAAAGAAGAGAAAAAGCCUCUUUGUUUUCAGCAACUGAAUUCCAUACAUUGAAAAUAUUAUAUAAUCUUUAUAAGAUAAUGCAACAAAAAUCUAAUGGUUACAUGGUAAUCGGAAGCUUUCAUUGAUAGCUAAAGCUUUUGUGUAUGUUAAUCUUUGACUGUGAAGCACAUGUAAGAUCAGUCAAGAUGGCUUUUGCAAAUAUUAAAGGUUUAAUAUAAAAUGUUAUUCAAGAGAUCUUACAGCAGUCUUUUACACUAUAACAGAUAACCCUAACCGAACUCAACCCAUCAAAGCCCAACAGCAGGUUUUGUUGAAACAUGUUGGGAUAGGUACAGUACCCCUAAUAACUGAUGGUCUGUUACAUUGGGUUUGGCACACCUCCAUAAACAGUGUGUGUACGAUUUCCCAUGUGGGUGUUGGAAUUUGCCAGAAUGGGUAUGGUUCCUAGUAAAUUAUGCUAGGGAGUUAGGGUCAAAGAAAUGUUGCAGGUAAUAUUUUCACUUGUGUAUAAGAGGUUUCCUGUGCCUAUAACUGUACAAAUUGGACUCUAUGGUGAACUUGAGAACACUUUUGAACUUCAGAAAGUUAAAAUAAAAAUGAUGCAUUCUUCAAUCAACAACA
This is a messenger RNA of Patiria miniata (bat star), 4054 nucleotides long. RefSeq names its product ADP-ribosylation factor-binding protein GGA1-like. The record is from RefSeq and is a predicted model, not a curated record. Gene Ontology annotation, biological process: intracellular protein transport; vesicle-mediated transport. Gene Ontology annotation, cellular component: trans-Golgi network. NCBI's taxonomy places the organism in Eukaryota, Metazoa, Echinodermata, Asteroidea, Valvatida, Asterinidae. Gene Ontology annotation, molecular function: phosphatidylinositol binding; ubiquitin binding; small GTPase binding. Bases 46 to 2382 code for a protein of 778 amino acids. The transcript has 16 exons.